AUGACAUUCGAUAGAGACAACUCGCAGCUGCGGGUCAUUAUCAUUGGCGGUGCCGUCUCGGGCCUCACACUCGCUCAUUGCCUGGAGAAAGCCGGGAUCGACUAUGUUGUUCUCGAAAAGCACCGAGAUAUCACGACGAAUAUUGGUGGCUCUGUUGCCCUCCAGCCAGCUGGAUGCCGCAUCCUCGACCAGCUGGGCGUCCUCGAUCAUUUGUGGAAAUAUAUGAAUGAUAUACAGGCAGUCAAUGUAGGGCUACCUGAGGGAUAUACCCAUCGACACGCGAUGUUUGCUCAAAAUCUUACGGAGAUUGGUUACCCAUUCUCCGCGCUCACACGUCGAAACUUGCUAUACGCUCUCUUCAAUACUCUAGAAGGACGCUCAAAGGUGAAAGUUGGGGCCAAAGUUGUCGGCAUCGACCGCAGCACAGAAUCUAACGGACAAUUAACGGUUACAACCGAAAACGGGGAGCAUUACACCGGAGACAUAGUCGUCGGCGCAGAUGGGGUCCACGGAAUCACCCUGAAAGAGAUGGAGCGGCUAACAGAGCCCCCGGCCUCGCCGGCCCUAGUCAAGGACAAGAGCAAAAUGACGGUCGACUACAUGUGUCUUUUCGGCAUGACCACCCCAUCAAAAGAGAUGACUGCCACGAUGAAGCCAGGAGAGAUCUACACCCGGUCGUACUUACACGCCUUCUGGACCAUUAUCCCAAACUUUGACACUACCAUCAACUGGUUCGUUAUGAUCAAGUUGGAUCGGACUUACGUCCAUCCAAAUGUACCAAGAUGGCCACAGAGAGAGGUCAAAGCGAAGCUAGAAGAGCUCGGUGGUUACCCGCUCUACGGGCAAAUUAGGUUCCGCGACCUAUGUCAGAGAACUUCGUCAGUCGCGUCAACUCCCACGCCGGAGGGUAUUCUGGAGUCCUGGACAUCUGGCCGGAUUGCCGGUGUCGGAGAUACUGUUUUCAAGUUGACCCCCAACUUCGCGCAAGGUGCAAACCUCUGUAUUGAAACCUCUGCAGCCCUCGCAAACAGCCUCCACAGACUGACCUCUUGCUACGCCGGCACAUUCACCAAACCCACCGACGUCGAGAUUCGACGUGCCCUCUCCUCCUACCAAGACACUAUCCAACCCCGGAUUGAAGGCAUCAGCGCCUUCUCCUAUCGCGUGUCCCGCGUGCAUUCGCUUGAAAUCCCCUUAAUCGCACAACUUAUGCUCCGCUACACGAUCCACAUUACCGCCCGCCUAGCGAAUUACAGAAACACCAUGGAAUAUGAAGGCGGCAUGGUCCUGGAGUAUCUGCCUCUACCUGAGCGUGACCGUCUGUGUGCAACUAAACGGGCAGUAACGCUGGCGGAGUGGAAAGCUUUUUUCCAGAUCCUGCAGUUUCGCUGUGGCGUCCUCUUGCUGGUGCUGAUGCUGGCUACUAAUGUUUUUCUUUAUCCGGGGUCGAUUGAUGCCGUCGUCGGCAGUGUUCCACUCGGUUUCAGGGGUGGGCUGAAUCGGGUUUUUGGUGUAUAA
Aspergillus nidulans FGSC A4 is the source of this 1518-nucleotide messenger RNA. RefSeq names its product FAD-dependent oxidoreductase. The record is from RefSeq and is a predicted model, not a curated record. Lineage: Eukaryota; Fungi; Ascomycota; Eurotiomycetes; Eurotiales; Aspergillaceae. The transcript is spliced from 3 exons. The coding region runs from base 1 to 1518 and encodes 505 amino acids. Gene Ontology annotation, molecular function: FAD binding; monooxygenase activity.